GCUGACGCGGUGGUGGUGCCUAUUAAUCAUUCACCAGCCCCGAGCCGCGCCAGUUAAUGGCUGUGGCGCGCCGGGGCUCGAGCCGCUUCCCGCUCCGCGCUCCCGAGUGCCCAGGCGCCCCAGAGCGGCCGGAGGCAGGGCGCCCGCCGCCGGGCGAUGCGCCCCGCCGGCGUGGGUAGGAGCCGCGCUCCCGGGAGCUGCUGCGCCGCGCUGCCAGGCACCGGGUGGCUGUGAGCGGCGGGCGAUCGGCCGGGUGUCCAGGGAGGGCGCAGGCGGCCGAGACGCCAGGAGGGUGUCCCCAACGCCGUCAGCCCCACCGGCCCCCCUCAGCUGGGAUGUUCCCCAAUGGCACCGCCUCCUCUCCUUCCUCUUCUCCUAGUCCCAGCCCGGGCAACUGCGGCGAAAGCGGCUGCAGCAGGGACCCCGGGACCGGCGCUGCGGACGGCAUGGAGGAACCGGGACGCAACGCAUCCCAGAAUGGGACCUUAAGCGAGGGCCAAGGCAGCGCCAUCCUGAUCUCGUUCAUCUACUCCGUCGUGUGCCUGGUGGGACUGUGUGGGAACUCCAUGGUCAUCUAUGUGAUCCUGCGCUACGCCAAGAUGAAAACGGCCACCAAUAUCUACAUCCUCAACCUGGCCAUCGCGGACGAGCUGCUGAUGCUCAGCGUGCCCUUCCUGGUCACCUCCACGCUGUUGCGCCACUGGCCCUUCGGCGCCCUGCUCUGCCGCCUGGUGCUCAGCGUGGAUGCGGUCAACAUGUUCACCAGCAUCUACUGUCUGACCGUGCUCAGUGUGGACCGCUAUGUGGCCGUGGUCCACCCCAUCAAGGCAGCCCGCUACCGGCGGCCCACCGUGGCCAAGGUGGUGAACCUGGGCGUGUGGGUGCUCUCGCUGCUGGUCAUCCUGCCCAUCGUGGUGUUCUCGCGCACGGCGGCCAACAGCGACGGCACGGUGGCCUGCAACAUGCUCAUGCCCGAGCCUGCCCAGCGCUGGUUGGUGGGCUUCGUGUUGUACACCUUUCUCAUGGGUUUCCUGCUGCCCGUCGGGGCCAUCUGCCUGUGUUACGUGCUCAUCAUCGCCAAGAUGCGCAUGGUGGCCCUCAAGGCCGGCUGGCAGCAGCGCAAGCGCUCGGAGCGCAAGAUCACGCUCAUGGUGAUGAUGGUGGUGAUGGUGUUUGUCAUCUGCUGGAUGCCUUUCUACGUGGUGCAGCUGGUCAACGUGUUCGCCGAGCAGGACGACGCCACCGUCAGCCAGUUGUCUGUCAUCCUCGGCUAUGCCAACAGCUGUGCCAACCCCAUUCUCUACGGCUUCCUGUCGGACAACUUCAAGCGCUCUUUCCAGCGCAUCCUGUGCCUCAGCUGGAUGGACAACGCCGCCGAGGAGCCGGUCGACUACUACGCCACGGCGCUCAAGAGCCGCGCCUACAGCGUGGAGGACUUCCAGCCCGAGAACCUGGAGUCUGGCGGCGUCUUCCGCAAUGGCACCUGCACGUCCCGGAUCACCACCCUUUGAGCCGGGGCCCCACGGGGAGCA
Perognathus longimembris pacificus (Pacific pocket mouse) is the source of this 1532-nucleotide messenger RNA. RefSeq names its product somatostatin receptor 1 (gene Sstr1). Bases 336 to 1511 code for a protein of 391 amino acids. Lineage: Eukaryota; Metazoa; Chordata; Mammalia; Rodentia; Heteromyidae. Gene Ontology annotation, cellular component: neuron projection; membrane. The transcript has a single exon. Gene Ontology annotation, biological process: cellular response to estradiol stimulus; neuropeptide signaling pathway. Gene Ontology annotation, molecular function: somatostatin receptor activity; neuropeptide binding. The record is from RefSeq and is a predicted model, not a curated record.